AUGCGCCAAAACCCGUAUCUAGCGCACUACUUCAGCGCCUCCCCUGACACCAGUGCGGAGGACGCCGUGGCGGAGUUCGGCGGCCACAACGGCCCGACGUUUGUUCACUCGCGGCACAUGCAGCAGCGGGUGUUCCGCCCGUCUUCGCGGGGUGGGGCCCUCACGGCCGCCUGCACGCCGCCGUCGACCCCCUCCGGUGGACGCCCGCCGCUCUCCCCCGGCGGCUCCCGCCACUCUACCCCCGUGGAGACGAACGGCAAGCAACACUCACACGUCGCAAUGUUCGUGAAUGGGAUACAGGACGGCUUGCGGAAUGUCUCCCCGCGACAGGGUAAAGUAGAAAGUGUCACCAACUGGGAUUCCAUGAUUAGACAUUCCCACGAGGUUAUUGCACAGGCAAAGGAGCUCCUGAACAUCGAAAACGCCUCUGAGGUGGAUGAUGUGGGACGCAGCUCCACACAAGCGGUGCACACAGCGUCACAGACAAGCUUGAAAAAAGAAGAAGAACAACAAGAACAACGAGAGCAAAAAAUACCUGAUAAAGUUAUAAAUGAUAACCUAGCUCAUUCAAAAACAAUGACAAAAGCUGAAGAAACAUCAAAAGAGCCAAGUUCAGUUGUUCUACAGGAAGAAAAAGAAGUGAAAGUAGAUAAGGGAGGAGUUUUAUUAAACUCCAAAACAGUAGGUAUGCAGUCGAACCUUCCUGUGAGUAACAAUUAUGAUGAGAAUGCCACAAAAAUUCCAUUGGUGUCUGCUACACCGGAGGCAAAGUGUUUAGUGGUAACGUUAAAUCAAAAUUCAGCUGAAUGUGUUGCAAAGCGGCUAACACGCCGCCCAUCGUAUGCUUUCGCAUUUCAGAAGAAUCGCAAUUCAAUAGUGAGUGAUUUAAAUGAUCAUCCCAAGAUUCCCUACCUGGUUGCUGAGGAAAAACCUGUAUCGAAACCACAUAGCAAAGAGAAAAACCCCAGAUCUAGUUCGAAGGAAAAGAAGAAAAAAAAGGAAGGUGUCAUCUCUGUAGCUUCGCUUUAUGGUAUCCUAGAAAGACUAGCAGACGUCGUACACCCGCGAUAUGUUGAUCCCGUGGGUUCUAAUAGUAAAAAUAUAAGCCUGGAUAUUUCACAUGAACGGAGGAGAAGUUUUAAUAACUCAGUAGAAGAUCGUCGCGCUCUCGAUGAGACAAGAAAAAGAGAUCAUGCACGGCAUUCUGUUCCGACUCCACAGGUCCUGAUGGGUAGUGCUCCACGCAUUAAUGUUAACGAAACGGUUGUAGGCAAUGACAUUGAUGUAUCCAAUGGUAUGGUACCAACAUCACAACUCGCAAUGUGUGGUGUUAACCCACAUCGUGUUUUUCCCCAACGUGCACCCAGCGCUCGCCGUUCAAGCUUCAACCGUACAUCAAAGACACCAGGCUAUGCAUUGCCAACAGAGAGUUGGCUCUGCAAGGGGUCAGAGUUAAGUGAUGUUCAUGAAGAUACUAGCUCCAUUCCUAAUGGGUUGAUACCAAAAGGACCGCUACAUUAA
Molecule: messenger RNA, 1521 nt
Organism: Trypanosoma theileri
Lineage: Eukaryota; Euglenozoa; Kinetoplastea; Trypanosomatida; Trypanosomatidae
Product: putative UDP-Gal or UDP-GlcNAc-dependent glycosyltransferase
Exons: 1
Coding region: 1-1521 (506 amino acids)
Source: RefSeq, a predicted model, not a curated record